AUCACAGGAAAACUUGUAUCCCUUUACUCCAGCUAAAGAGAACUUCGGACUGACCAUGGCAUUCGGUGGUAUCCUGAGUGAGGCUGACAUCAACUCUGCUCUGCAGAACUGCCAAGCUGCUGACUCCUUCAACUUCAAAACUUUCUUUGCCCAGUCUGGUCUGAGCAGCAAGUCCGCAGAUGAUGUGAGAAAAGUCUUUGCCAUCAUCGACCAGGACCAGAGCGGCUUCGUUGAGGAAGAUGAACUGAAGCUGUUCCUCCAGAACUUCAAAUCAGGUGCCAGAGCUUUAACUGAUGCUGAGACCAAGGCCUUCCUGUCAGCUGGAGACUCUGAUGGUGAUGGCAAAAUUGGAGUUGAAGAAUUCCAGGCUUUGGUGAAAAAUUAAUUUUUUUUAAAACCUGAAUCUGUGAAAAAUCCCAAACAAACUGAUACAAGUGAAACCUGGUUUAGUGGACGCCUCUUCAAUAUUUCUCUUCAUGGGACAAGAUGUGAUGUCAUGAUCCAGCGGCGGGAUUCAUUUAUUUAUCCACCAGAGAAGAAUGGUUACCCUUGCCUACAGUUUAUCUAAGAGCCCCUUAGUUAAACCAACAUAUUUAUUCUCAUUUUUAUACUAAUAAAAACUGUCCAAUGUUUACACUGUUGCGACUGUUCAUUUUCCUAUGGAUUGAGGCACAAAAAAACUAAUUGUUCUCAAUAAAUCAAUUUUGGAA
Xenopus laevis (African clawed frog) is the source of this 710-nucleotide messenger RNA. RefSeq names its product oncomodulin 4 gene 2 S homeolog (gene ocm4.2.S). The record is from RefSeq and is marked provisional. Lineage: Eukaryota; Metazoa; Chordata; Amphibia; Anura; Pipidae. Gene Ontology annotation, cellular component: cytoplasm. Gene Ontology annotation, molecular function: calcium ion binding.